AUGGAACGACCAGAAAACGACAGUGUUUAUGUUUAUAACAACAAUAAGAAACAGAAAAUACAAAAUGAAUUAAUAAUAAACAAAUCUUGUUUUGAAAAUUUAGCAAAUGAAACUAUUUAUGAAAUAUUUCAAUAUCUUGAUGUUUAUCAUAUUUAUGAAGGAUUUUUUUAUCUUAAUCAACGAUUUAAAAGUUUAGUUAUUAAUAGAAAUCUUCUAAUUCAAAUAAAUAUUACAACAAUGUCAAAAUUAAAUUUUAAUCUUUAUCAUAAAAAUAUGAUUAAACCAAAUAAAUAUCGAAUUAAUUAUUUUCGUUUAUCAAAUCCAUUUACUGUUGAUAUUAUUUUCUCACCACCACGCAUUAUUUGUGAUUAUAUUCAACUUGAAACAUUAAUUUUUGAUAAUAUUGAUUCAAAAUAUCUUAAUAACAUUCUCAAACAUUUAGUUUAUUUACCAAAAUUGCAUUCAUUAGUUUUUAGUCUUGUUGAUUAUGUUCAAGAUCCAAAUAUUCUUUUUCAUCAUAUAUUUCGUUUAUCAAAAUUAAAAUAUUGUAAAAUAAUAUAUCAAACAAAAUAUGAUCAACAACCAAUAGCGAUUUAUUUGACUGAAUUUACACUUAGUCCUAUCGAAUAUCUUGUAAUCAAUAAUCGUUUUUCAAUUGAUUCACUUUCUGAUAUAUUUCUUUGUCUUCCGAAACUUCGUUAUUUAUCAAUUGAUUGUCUUGUUGGAUCUACUGAUUUAGAUAUUGAUCAAGAUCCUAUUGCAUUAGAAUAUUUAAAAUAUGUUUCUAUUAAAGUUGAUCAUAUACAUUUCAAUCUAUUCGAGAAGUUAAUCAAAUAUUUUUUUCGUUGUGUUGAAGUUCUACGUCUUACAACACAUGAUUCAACGUAUUUGGUUCCAAACCGAUGGGAAGAAUUAAUCUUAUCUUCAAUGCCGAAUUUACGUAUUUUUGAUAUAUAUCAUAGUAGUAUUAUACAAAAUAAUGACUUAAUAUAUCUUCUUUUAAUUUAUCAAUUUGAUUCUUCAUUUUGGACUCAACGACAAUGGUUUUUUACACAUCGACAUAAUCGAGAAAAAAAAUUAGAUAGUGUAAUAAUUCAUUCAAUAAAUCCAUAUAGAAGAAAAGAUUAUAAAUUUUAUUCGGAAUUCUAUUCACGAUUUUAUUCACGUAAUCAAGAAAAUAAUUUCAAUUCAGUUAAACAUGUUCAUAUAUGUAGUAAAUAUGUAUCGAAUAACAAUGUCAUUUAUUUUCCAAAUGCUAAUGAAUUAACAAUUGAACAUUAUUUUAAAAUAUUUGAUUAA
Rotaria sp. Silwood2 is the source of this 1299-nucleotide messenger RNA. NCBI's taxonomy places the organism in Eukaryota, Metazoa, Rotifera, Eurotatoria, Philodinida, Philodinidae. The record is from the annotation of a GenBank genome assembly.